CUACAAAACAAAAUGGCCUCUUGUUAAAAAUUAAAAAUUUGAAGUUUUGUCAAAAUUCCAGUCCAUUCAGUUUCAUUCAAUACCUAUUCGUGAUGAUGUGAUUAUUUUACCCAUUCAAAUUAUUUCAGUUAAAAAUGGAACAAAAUCAAGCCCCGAUCAAAGAACCUACCGAGUCGAAAACUACGUCUAAAUCUGAUACUGACUUAUCUUCACCCGCAACGACAGAUACAUCAACUACAAUUAAGAGUAUUUUCACUCCUCGUCCUAACUCCUCUGUCCUUUGGAAGUGUGACCUAUGGAACGCUUCCGAAUCCUAUGUUUCAAGUAAUGAAGAUGAAUCACAGUUCGGUGAAAGUGAUAGAGAUGCUUUAACUCACGAGGAUCUUUUGUCCCCGGAUACAUGGAUCAUUGGUGGUCCUUUAGGUUCAAAAAAUGCAAUACUUAUAUUCCGAAGUUCAGCUUUGGCAAACGCCACAGAUAUCACCAUCCAAAGUAAACCGGCCUAUAAACUCCAUAUUACUUACAAAGUCCUACAAGCUGAAACAAAAUUAUUGGCAAAACUUUUAGAAUGUCAUGGAAUAACCGAAGUUAUACCCACUUCUUCGGAUUUUAACAUCUUAUGGACUGGUUCGCAUCCCAAACCGGGAACGUUUCGUUGUUUAGCAUCUCAUCAAAAAGUAAAUCACUUUCCGCGAUCUUACGAAUUGACAAGAAAGGAUCGGCUAUAUAAAAAUAUUGAGAAAAUGCAACAUAUGAAAGGGUAUAAACAUUUUGAUUUUAUCCCCCAAACCUUUGUUAUGCCAAGCGAAUACAAAGAUCUUUGCUCGACUCAUCAUCGGACCAAGGGACCUUGGAUUGUUAAGCCGGUUGCUUCAAGUCGCGGGAGAGGUAUUUAUAUUGUUGAAACGCCGAAUCAAGUACCAUUAGAAGAACCCGUCGUGGUUGCAAAAUAUGUUGCGAAACCUCUUCUUGUCGAGGGCCAUAAAUGCGAUUUAAGACUUUACGUUGCGGUUACUUGUUUUGAUCCUUUAAUAAUUUAUAUUUAUGAAGAAGGAAUGGUUCGAUUUGCUACUGUUAAAUACGAUACUAGUCAUAAAACGUUAUGGAAUCCUUGUAUGCAUUUAUGCAACUAUAGCAUCAAUAAGUAUCACAGUGAUUAUGUAAAAUCUGAUGAUCCGAGUGCAGAGAAUGUUGGUCAUAAAUGGACUUUAAGUGCUUUGUUAAGGCAUUUAAAGGCUAUGGGUAAUGAUACAGCUAAUUUAAUGUCUCAGAUUGAAGAUUUAGUUGUAAAAUCGAUUUUAUCGUCUGGAAAUUCAAUAGUUACAGCAUGUAAAAUGUUUGUUCCAAGCAUUAAUAACUGUUUUGAACUUUAUGGUUUUGAUAUACUGGUGGAUGAUACUUUAAAGCCUUGGCUUCUUGAAAUAAAUCUAUCACCAUCGUUAGGAUGUGAUAGUCCGCUUGACGUCAGAUUGAAAUCGGCAAUGCUGGCCGAUUUGCUAACUCUUAUUGGUAUUCCGGCCAUCGAUCCUAUGCUUCGUAUGAGCGUAACAACACUUUCAUCAAAAAACUCGAGAACUAAUAAUAGUUUAAGAAUGAAACUUAAUGCGUACCACAGAGUGCACUCUGCUGAUGGACUAAGUAAUACGUUGCCAAAAAAAAAUUCGUCUCCAUCCCAACAUGGACGACUAACAACCAGCACGUUAAAUUUAUCACAGGAAGAACAGCGUAUUAUAAAAAUGGCUAAGGCUCAAUUUGAUCGUAGGGGUGGUUUCGUUCGUAUUUUUCCUACAGUUGAUAGUUGGAGCAAAUAUGGCCAAUAUUUAGAUCCGAUAACAGGAGUACCAAUGGCUUGUAGCAUCACCAGUAAUUACAAUAUUCAAAUACCACAUAAUAUGAAUUUAUUACUUUUUAAUCACUUAUUUCCUGAAAUGGCUAGCAGUACAUUAAAAUUAGAUCGAGGACAUUUAAAAAGUUUGGAUAAAACACGAGAUUUGUCUUUGGAUAGUAAAGGUUUAAUUGCCCUUCAACGACAAGACCGCUAUGAACGGAAACUAACUCAAGGGCAUAAAACGCUUCUUCCGCCGCAUAAACCAUUACACGAGUCGGAAUCAGCCGAAUUGAAGAAACAAAUCUGUGAUAUGGUGAAAAAUGGACAAAAAUUAACCCCCAUAGAAAUCAGAAAAGCAUUUAGUCAGUAUCUUAAUUGCAUUUUAAAGAGAAUUGCAAAUUCACCAACAGAAGAAGGGCAUGUUGAAAUUGUUUUAAAAUUUUUACAGCGAGCAUCAAAUUAUUUAAAAUCACCAUUUGCUAUUAAGCCUCCAAGUCAAAAGUUGUCAAUGAAAGAUAGAACAGCUAUUGUGGCCAAACAACUCAAUGAUUUUAUCUAUUUGUAUAAUAGAGAAACUGAGCUUUUUUGCCAUUUAACUAAACAUUCUGAAGUACCAAGAAUCAUCGCUUUCACUAAUUACCUGGAAACAGCUAGGGAGAGCGACUUAGAAGAACUUUUACAUUUACAUACUGUGCCAAUAAACGGGAAUCAAAGGUCACCAAACUUCCAAAGUCUCCUAAAAUGUUUACCAAACCUAAGCGGAUCAUGUUUGUUAUCGCCUAUUAAUAGAUCAAAUCGAAAUAGCAUAAAAGUAUCUCAAUUAUCAUGAUUCGUUUCAAAAAAGAAUGAGACUUUUAGAUUUUUAUUAUAAAAUGUUACCAACUUUCUUAGGAGUAUUUACAUAAGUUAUUUAUCACGUUUAUAUUUUUCUUUUAUUUAUUAUCUUUUGUAGCUAUAUAGGCAGCACUUCUUAGUUAAUUAUUUAUUUGCUUCAUCCUACAAA
Onthophagus taurus is the source of this 2831-nucleotide messenger RNA. It is a transcript of the gene TTLL5, whose product is annotated as Tubulin tyrosine ligase-like 5. Gene Ontology annotation, cellular component: ciliary basal body. The record is from RefSeq and is a predicted model, not a curated record. Gene Ontology annotation, molecular function: tubulin-glutamic acid ligase activity; tubulin binding. Gene Ontology annotation, biological process: microtubule cytoskeleton organization; protein polyglutamylation. Lineage: Eukaryota; Metazoa; Arthropoda; Insecta; Coleoptera; Scarabaeidae.